UAUGCAAAUUCUCACGCCACGUUCUUCUCAGCCAGCUUCUGACAACUGGGGUUCCCUCAUUCCAUUGUAUCUCAUCAUUGCCAAAGCUUCUUUCUUCUCCCAUAGUCAUCCUUAGACCAAACUAUGUUCAAGAACAUUCACCCUCUUAACGUAGAGCACACUGCAAGAAUGUCUUCGCGGGUCGAGAGAAGAAGAAGCUCGGUCCAUGGCAGACACGAUAAUCCAGCUCAAGAGGGUGGCGAUGUGUGGGAGGUCAGGCCAGGAGGCAUGAUGGUGCAGAUGAGGGCGAGUUCUGAGACGGAACGCCAGAAUCAAGCUCAGGUCUCCAACAUCAGAGUCAAAGUCAAACAUGGCCCAGCAUGUCAUGAGGUUCUUAUCAGCCCUCAAGCCAGCUUUGGGGAAUUGAAGAAAAAGUUGGCAGAGCCAACUGGGUUGCAUCAUGAGGACCAGAAAUUGAUAUACAAGAAGAAAGAGAGAGGCUCAAAACAAUAUCUCGAUGUAGUAGGAGUGAGAGAUGGAUCAAAGAUUGUUAUGGUCGAGGACGUUUUAGGCCGCGAAAGACGAUGCCUCGAGAUGUUGAAGAAGGUGAGGAUAGAGAAGGCUUCAAAGACAUUGGAAGGAAUCAGCUCGGAACUUGACAAAAUGAGUGAGAAGGUAUUGGCUUUGAAAAAGGUGGCUUCCGAAGGUGCGAAAGUUGAAAGCAUGGAUGUCGAGAAGCUUACCGAUGCCUUGAUGAAACUGUACAUAAAAUUGGAUUCACUUGUAGUUCAGGGAAAUCUGAAUUUACAGAAAAGAUUGCAGGUGAGCAAAAUUCAGGAGCAUAUAGAAAUGCUAGAUGCGCUGAAACUGAAGAGUCCGCUUGGACAAUUUAUCAAACCGACAAAAACGAAGCAGGCCAAGAAGAAGAAGGUGCAAUUUGAAGGCCUGAUACCGGGGACGCAUCAAACACCAAGGAAUUCGGAUCCAGUGGUAGUAACCACCAAGUGGGAGACUUUCGAAUGAGGUGAAGAUUCGGAAGCUCUUAUCUCUGUGGUCCAUGAAGUUCAUGACUCAUCUGAGGCCAAGUACAGUGGUUCAGCAAUAAUGCAAUGCAUCUUCCUCUUUGUCAGUUCAUCAAGUAGUUCAUCUUCAAUCGAUAAUGUACCUGAAAUUAAUAAAGAUCGAAAACUUUGGAUUCGAUCAGUUCUGUAUAAUUCGAUUGCACUUCCCAAAAUCAAGAGAUGAUCAUUGGCUGCAAAUAAAUUUCUUGGAAAAAACCUGAAUGGAACAGUUAGCUUCCUAGUUUGAUUUCUUUGUGCUUUAUCUGGGGCAGGUACGGGGGACAAAAGAGCUGACCCAAAUGAAAUUCUUUAGAAGCCUGUAAGUUAGCCAGUCCCAACUUGAAUGGGACAAGCCAAGUGUUUCUUUGUCAGGCCUGUUUGUGUCUAGUACGGUGCUUCAAUCAGUGUGAAUAAUCAAUUGAUUAUGUCUUUUUAUAUUCAAUUUUUUGCCAUCUGUAAUGGGUACCAAAUGAAUAAGACAGGCUUUUUAGAUUUUAGGA
This is a messenger RNA of Syzygium oleosum, 1540 nucleotides long. RefSeq names its product BAG family molecular chaperone regulator 1-like. The transcript is spliced from 4 exons. Gene Ontology annotation, cellular component: cytoplasm. NCBI's taxonomy places the organism in Eukaryota, Viridiplantae, Streptophyta, Magnoliopsida, Myrtales, Myrtaceae. The record is from RefSeq and is a predicted model, not a curated record. Gene Ontology annotation, biological process: protein stabilization. Gene Ontology annotation, molecular function: protein-folding chaperone binding; adenyl-nucleotide exchange factor activity. The coding region runs from base 124 to 1002 and encodes 292 amino acids.